Molecule: messenger RNA, 1642 nt
Organism: Mobula hypostoma (lesser devil ray)
Lineage: Eukaryota; Metazoa; Chordata; Chondrichthyes; Myliobatiformes; Myliobatidae
Product: claudin-23-like
Exons: 2
Coding region: 142-840 (232 amino acids)
Biological process (GO): bicellular tight junction assembly; cell adhesion
Cellular component (GO): plasma membrane; bicellular tight junction
Molecular function (GO): structural molecule activity
Source: RefSeq, a predicted model, not a curated record
ACCUGUCUUUCUGGUUUCUUGUAAACCGCGACACUCGGCCGCCCUGUACAACAGAGGUGGCUGUCUCUUCUUCUUACAAAACCUGUGCUCUGUUUGCGAGAGUGAAGGAACCAAUCGAGCCGAGGUCGGCAAGUGUCAAAGAUGCGUACCCCGCUGGUGAUGAUCUUGGGCUUGGUUUUAGCCCCCGCCGGAUUUGUGCUGAUUCUCACCUGCACCGUGGCUCCCGCCUGGAGAGACGUAGCCGAAAUCCCUAACGGAGCUGUGGACGAGGUGCACCAUCAGGGGCUCUGGGAGAUCUGCAGGGCGGUGGCGUCGGUGCGAUCGCUGUCCUGCGACCUACAGGACGAUAUCUACUUUGCCGAUCAAAUCGUCCGGAUCGCCAAAGGACUGAGCAUUGCCUCUCUGGUGGUGUCGGCAGGAGGCAUUCUGGUGGCGUCCUUCGGCGUGCGCUGCUGGACAGAGCCACCCAGACCAGCCAUCGUCGGAGUGGCAGGGCUCAUCCUGGUGGCCGGCGGUGCCCUGAUCCUCAUCCCGGUCUCCUGGUAUACGGAUCAACUCAAUCAAAUCCCGAACACCGUUGGUGGCAACAGGCUGACGGUCGGAUACGCCGUGGUCCUGGGCUUCAUUGGGGGAAGCCUAGUCAUUAUCGGCGGUAUCGCCCUCACCUUUAGUUUUGGCACGUUGCGGAAAAGCAAGAGUCCAGCGUUAAAAAAUUAUUACCCGAAGAGCACAGCCCAGCCCGCGUACAAACAUCGAACUGGGAUUGCCAACCCAGUCUCCGUUAUAGACGCUCCACCUGCCAACACCAGCUCACUAAAUCCUUGGGAUGCCGAUUUGUGACCAUUCCACUGUCGCUGAUAAAAGAAUAACGAGGUCUGAGUGGUAUGCGAGUACCCAAGAUUGCUGGAAUCUGAAGUCACACACUGAGCACUGGAGGAACCAAGCACGUCAGGCAACACAUGCGGAGGGAAAUGAACAGAUCCUUCAUAAGUACUGGAGAGAAGAACAGAGUUACUGGUAUAAAACAGAUGGAGGGAAGGGGUGGAGAAAGAGCUGAUGGUUGUCAUCUAUCAUCUAUUACCUGCAACUGUCACCUGCCUGCUGAGUUCCUACAGCAUAUUGUAUAUUGCUUCUAGUAGCACCUGCACAGUGCCAGUAUCUGUGGUUUAUAUUACACCCUCCCAGCAAAUCAAAUGUUAUUUAUUAGAGCUUACAGCAAAAAAAAAUUGUGACUGUAUCCCCAAAAUUGAAUAGACGAUAUAGAGGUACUUUGUGGAAGGGACUUAGAAAAGUAGAUCAUUAGAAGGGAAAGGCAGUAUCAGAAAAAUAAAUUUUAAAAUAGAAAUAGAUGCUUUCAAGGAGUAUUUUAAUCAUAAAGAGGCGGCAUUAUUUGACAUGGUUGCAAAAUAUUUUGCUAAGAUCAUAUCUUGCUGGUCUUUACAUUGGUACAAAGUAGAAGGAUGAGAAUUCUACUUGGUUACACAAAUAUCUUAGUAUAUGGGUAUCUGUAGAUCAUAUUGUAUAUCCCAAAGUUGCAGGAUUGUUAACCAACACAAAGUGCUAUAAUAAUUGCUUAAGGAGGUAAUAUCACCAGCAUAUUGCUGUAUUUUUUGUAAUUUAUAUGAUCAUCUUGAAUAAACUA